This is a messenger RNA of Synchiropus splendidus (mandarinfish), 3296 nucleotides long. It is a transcript of the gene enpep, whose product is annotated as glutamyl aminopeptidase. The record is from RefSeq and is a predicted model, not a curated record. Bases 96 to 2957 code for a protein of 953 amino acids. Lineage: Eukaryota; Metazoa; Chordata; Actinopteri; Syngnathiformes; Callionymidae. Gene Ontology annotation, cellular component: cytoplasm. The transcript has 20 exons. Gene Ontology annotation, molecular function: metalloaminopeptidase activity; peptide binding; zinc ion binding. Gene Ontology annotation, biological process: proteolysis; peptide catabolic process.
UUUAUGCACUCCCCAACUUCUCUUCACCACCACACACAGCAAAUUGCAGCACAAGAGUCGGCAGACUUGAGGUCAUUGUGUGGAUUACUGGAGACAUGGCUCAUGGGUUCGAUAUGGACAAGCCUCAAAAGCGUUACUGCAUUCAAGGCACUCAUGUUGCCAUCAUCUGUGUGGCAGUGGUGGUGUGUUCGCUGACGGUGGGCCUUGCAGUGGGCCUCACCAGGACCAAUACAUCGAGCCAGUCCACUGUAGCACCUCCAACAGAGCCCCCUCCUCCUGACCGAGGUCCAUGCCUGCCAUCCACAGAUGCCAGUGGGGAUUGGAAGAAUUUCCGUCUUCCUGACUAUGUCACGCCGGUUCACUAUGACUUGCUGCUGGAACCAGACUUGGUUGAUGAUGUCUAUUCGGGCACAGUGGAUGUCCAUCUGGAGGUCACAAAGACUACUCGUUAUUUGUGGCUGCACAUCAGGGAGACCUUUGUCAGCGGCAAACCCAGACUGAAGAAGAUAGGACCGGGAGGACUUGAGGACAUACCUGUCAAGAGUUGUUUCGAGUACAAAAUGCAUCAGUAUGUUGUGGUGGAAGCUGCAGUGAUGUUGCCCAUUACUGCUCCAGGAGAGGUCUACAUAUUGAGUCUUGACUUCCAGGGCUCACUCACAGGCUCUGUCGUGGGAUUCUACAGAGUUGUCUACACGGAGAAUGGCCAAACUAAAAAGAUUGCAGCAACUGAUCAUGAGCCCACCGAUGCCAGGAAAUCCUUCCCUUGCUUUGACGAGCCGAACAAGAAGGCCACCUACAACAUCUCCAUCAUACAUGAUGCUGCGUACAGUGCUCUGUCCAACAUGCCAUCACAGGGCCCCCCCGAAACUCUUCAGGAGAAGAAAAUCAAGACCACCUUCCAAAAAUCAGUCCCAAUGAGCACAUAUUUAGUGUGUUUUGCCGUUCACCAGUUCAGUUAUGUGGAAAGAGUGUCGCGGACAAAUAUUCCAUUGAGAAUCUACGCUCAGCCUAGUCAGAUAGCAACUGCAGAGUAUGCUGCGAACACAACCAAGAUCAUCUUUGACUACUUUGAGGAUUACUUUGAUAUGAAAUACUCUCUGCCAAAACUCGAUAAAAUAGCCAUCCCUGACUUUGGCACGGGUGCGAUGGAGAACUGGGGCCUCAUUACGUACAGGGAGACUAACUUAUUGUAUGAUGAGGAGCAAUCCUCAUCCACCAACAAAAAGCAGGUGGCCAAAGUCAUCGCCCAUGAGCUGGUGCACCAGUGGUUUGGCAAUAUUGUGACCAUGGACUGGUGGGAUGACCUGUGGCUUAAUGAAGGCUUCGCCAGUUUCUUUGAGUACAUCGGCGUGGAGAAAGCCGAACCAGACUGGGGCAUGCGGGACAUAAUGAUCACCGAUGAUGUGCUUCCUGUCAUGGUCGAUGACGCACUACUCUCUUCUCACCCAAUUAUCGUGGACGUGUCAACACCUGCUGAGAUCACGUCUGUCUUUGACGCCAUUUCCUACAGCAAGGGUGCGUCCAUUCUCCGGAUGCUAGAAGACUGGAUGGGCAAAAACUCAUUCAGAGACGGCUGUCGAAAAUAUUUGAAAGACUACAUGUUCAAGAAUGCCAAAACUGCCAACUUCUGGGCUUCACUGACCAACGUGAGUGGCUUUCCGGUGGCUGAGGUGAUGGAUACAUGGACAAAACAGAUGGGAUAUCCAGUGCUGGACCUGUCUGUCAAUGAAACUAGUGCCAGCCUCACCCAGAAACGCUUUCUUCUUGAUCCCAAAGCAAAUCCGAAUGAAACCCCAUCACCAUUUGGAUACAAGUGGACCAUCCCAGUCAAAUCAUACCCCAUCCAACGCAAAGAGACUAUUCGGUCCAUGUUCACCUGGACAAGCCCAGAACAUGUGGUGGAGCCCUACUCACCUUCGGUGGAUGGCUUACUGAAGGUCAACAAAGAUCACAUGGGAUUCUACAGAGUGAACCACGAUGACAGCAUGUGGGAGGCGAUUAGUGAACAGCUCCAGAGCAACCUCUCGGUGUUUGGUGCAGCAGAUAGAGCAAGCUACAUCGAUGAUUCGUUUGCUCUCUCCAGGGCAAACAUUAUUCACUAUGGCAAUGCCUUCAAUCUCACCAAGUAUUUAACAGGUGAGAGGGAUUAUGUAGUCUGGGAACGUGUGGAUGCAUCCAUUGCCUAUGUGCGAGACAUGCUGUCCGGACAAAAAGAUCUCUUUCCCAAGUUUCAGAAACUGUUUCGCAACCAUGUCAAGGGUAUUACUGAUCAUCUUGGCUUCACUGAUGACGGGACACAUACAGAGAGAAUGUUACGAGAGACUGUGCUUGACAUCGCCUGCCAAAUGGAAGAUCCGGAUUGUCUUAGAGAAAUGUCAAAUAUGUUUGACCAAUGGAUUGACGGAACAAUGGCCAACAUCCCUGUGAACCUGAGACUCCUGGUUUAUCGAUAUGGCAUGAAGACUUCGGGUAAUUCUGAGAAGUGGGAAAUCAUGUUCCAGAGAUACAAAGAAACAUCCCUGGCUCAGGAGAAAGUGAAGCUGCUGUAUGGUUUGGCAUCAGUGCAGAAUGUGGAUCUCCUGUACAAGCUAUUGGAGGCUACCAAGAAUGAAAGCGUGGUCAGAAGCCAGGAUUUGUUCACCGUGGUUAGAUACGUGUCAUACAACCAAAUGGGCCUUGAAAUGGCCUGGGACUGGACCACACUCAACUGGGAUUUCUUGGUCAAGAGGUACACCAUCAAUGACAGAAACCUGGGGCGCUUGCUGACCCAAAUCUCCAGCACCUAUAACACAGUGCUGCAAAAAUGGAAGAUGGAGAACUUCUUCGCCCUGACACCAAAUUCUGGAGCCGGUGAACUGUCGAGAAAACAAGGUCUGGAGACUGUUAAUAACAACAUUGACUGGAUCAGCAACAAUAGAGAUGAAAUCAAAAGCUGGCUGGACAGCAACGUUGUCUAAAACUUUCAGCGAAAUCAUCAUGCCUGAACUGUAAAACAUCCACAAUCAAAGCUCUGUUUUUGUUAUUCCUUAUGUAUGGUUGAAUCACUUUACUUGUAUUUAAUUUAUUCACUCAUUUAAUAUAUAGAUUACGAAGAAUACAACAUUGAAUAUCUUGAUCUGAACAGAAAUGUGAAUCGACUCAACAAUUGCCUUCAACUAUACUGGAGGUGCUUUAUUUUACAUGCCUGAAGAGAUUUCACAGCAUUAGCAGGAUGAAAGACCACCAUAGCAUAUAAUGAAGAGUGAAAGAGUGAAAUCCAUCCAUUUUCAAGUAAGUUAUGUUUUAAAAUAAAUAGU